AUGGAUUUCCCGUUUAUUAAUGGCAUUCAAAAGACCAACAUUAGAAUUACUAGGGAUUCCCCCGAAAGCCCGUGUGCUGUUGAGCCUGAUGGCAUCGAUCAUGGAUUUCUCAUACACAUAACCAAUUUACACCGAUGGUUCAACCUAUUCUAUCCUUCUGGCGAUCUUUUGGACAUCAGCGACUACAGAGGCACUUUGGCCUUUUUGGAGCUUUUUGAUGUAUAUGGGCCUCUCUUAAAAAAGAAGAAAGCCCGGGUUGAAUCUGUUCUCCGCGAGUUCGGGACCAGAGCAGCUCAUUGCUAUUUGGUGAAAAUCGAGCAGCAAAAAGGAUACACAGAUGCCGUUGUUGGUGCAAAAAUGUUCGAAACAUCAAGCUAUGGGCCAUAUUACGAAGAAAACCCGGUGUAUGAGCGAUAUUUAAGGAGACUCUAUGACCGCAAUAAAAGCUUUUACAAAUCGCAUGUAAAGGUGACUUCAAAGCUAUCUCUCUUCGUUUCAUCUCAGUUAAAUGGAUUCGCAUCCCCUCAAAGCAACGACAACCAGCUGUCUUUUGUAUUUGUUUCCGAAAAAUGCUUUGUUGGUUGCAUUAAAAAUACGCUGCUUGCUGCAUUUAACAAAUGUUCGACAUCUUAUACCUCUGUCAAUGCCAUUGUAUCAGAGGCCCAAUGGAAAACUCUUGAACUUCAGGACCCAUUUUUGUCUCAGUACUGCAUGAAGGCAAGGAAGGAUCCUCGCGAAAACUCGUUUGUUUUUAAAAAGGAAUUUUGUAAGGAUCCUCGCUUGCUUCAAAAAUUUUUGAAAGAAAGGCCACCUGUUUGCUCAAAUAGACCAUAUCUACCCGGAGUAGCCUCUGCACAAUCUUCAGCCACAUAUUCCACCAAUGUGCCGAAAAAAUCGGUCGUCAUCAUCACAAUGGAUUUGUACUCUAAUGUCGUUGUAUUUUUAAAUUCCAUUCAAAGCACACCGCCCGAAAGCUUGCUAAUUGAUUUCCAUGUUUUGGACGUCCCAAAGAAUUUAAAUUUUCUUUUGUGCCUAUACACGCUCCCUGAGUUUGACAAUGAAAAGUCUGCGAUGAAAUUGAGGUCUUUUGAGUUCUAUUUGGUCGAGGACCAAUCAACUGGAAAACUAUCUUGCACCUCGCUAAUGCUGUAUGGCUACUUUAGUCAGAUUCAAUUUCUAAAAAUUGCAAAGUCUUACACCUUGAUAGACAAGCUAUCUUUAAAGUCACAUCCGCAUUCUCAUCUGAUUUCAUGGGUAGAAUCCUCAAUUCUUUCGCAAACGAUCGAGUAUACCGGCGAUAGGGAUAUGAGCCACCUUUCUUUCGUUGUUCCGUCAACAGGGGCAUAUUUGUCAAUGCUGUCUGCGCCUGAGCUUUUAUCAAAGAUUUGUUCUUAUCUUCCAAAAACAAAGAGCUCCAAAGCAUCUGAAUCGCACAUGCUUCAUGUGCCAAAACGAAUCGUCUUUGAUGAUGAUCCACAGAGCAUCGAAGUGGUGUACCUGCUGGGAUGUAGCAACAUUUCUUCUAUGAACAAUUCGAGCCCCAAAUCUGGUCCUGAUGUUAGGUCCCAAUUGGCGUUUCAAAUUCUCAAGGUGAACAAGUUAGACCCCAAAAGCGAAGAUCUUUUCUUUUGCAAACUCUUUUUGCCAAAUUUAUUCCCUAUUCCGUACAUUAAUUUUAAUGACCAGGCCAUUUUUGGGGACCAAUAUCCGUGUAAAGCAGCUGCUAGAACGAGCGCUGCUUUUCAUAGCCUCAAGGCUCUCUAUGAAAGCGGUGUUCUAGACUGCAACUUGCUUCCGAGUGCCGAGUUUUUGAAAUCUAUAAAUCUUGAAAAGAUGAAAAAACUUGCUCACGAGAACAAAACAGGAAAAAGUGGUGGUGAUGCCAUUGACCAGGGUUUGGACUAUACUUCAACUCGUACCAGGGUCUAUUAUCCCAUAAAGGUUCUGCUCAAGCCCACAUACUCUUUUGAGAAAAUAUGGAAAAUCCCCAGAAUUCUGUCCAUGGCCAGUUGGAAAGAUAAACUUGACUUGUUCCCCAGUCAAACCAGUCACACCUUUUUCUUGUACGUGAUGGAUUUUGAGGAUCAAAAUCACAUGGAUAUUAUACAGAAACUUCGCCCAGGGUUUUCGUUCUUUAAAAAAGCCGAAAAGCGGCCAAACAGCGUGUUCCUGCAAGACUAUAAUGUCUUUAACACCGGAAAUUUCAAGAACUCCUUUGGAAUCCUUCUUCCUCAUCAGAUAAGCACUCCUUUCCCCGCGUUUGAAGUAUAUCUGUCUGCAGUUACGCCUUCUAGUAAAAUGAAAGUCAAUGGGCCACAUUUGGUAACUUUUUCUGCAGAGCAGUUCAAGUCUAUCGUUUCUUUCCAAAUUGCACUAUUUAAAGUUAUGAAUGGCUUCAAAAAUAGCCUUUUGUUUGAUUCAAGCCUAUCCACAGAGAAGGACAUAGAUCAAUACUUGAAAUCUUACUUGUCGAGCCUUAAGGCAAAUUCUCCGUCCCGAAAUUGCUUUAUUGAAGAGCCGCUUUUACAAAUCGACUGUCUUGAAAAAAUUUCGUACCUUGUGGUUCCGGUUACUCGAAACGCUGGUGAUGAAAUCCCGAUUACUCCUGAAAGCUUAUAUGGCGCUUUUUUGCGAUUUUUAUCGGCCGAAAAAAAAUUUCCACCCUGUCUGGAGAGCUGGAGAAUCGACUGGCCAUUAUUAAGUUCUGGGUGUUCUUUUUUUUCUGGCACGAAACCUCAAAUUUCACUAUUGUCUUUUAUUGAUCAGCUGUCCGAGUUUUAUUUCUCAAACGUACUUCGGCCCAAAGGAUUUGAAAGACCCUCUUUUUCAUCAUCAUCAUCAUCAUCAUCAGUGUUGACUCACCAUAUGUUUGAUGAUCCCGGAUGUGUGGAGAACAAUCUUGAUAAUUUUGUUUUCUUUUCGCUUCAAAAGAUUACUGUGUAUCACCGAUAUUCGGAUAUUGGAUAUAGAAUUGAGAAGGUCAGAUGUGAUUUGAACCCUCUAUCGAUGAUUGAAAAAAAUGGAAUAUCAGUUGCAGAGUAUUUAAAGGCCAGGUUUUCGGUGCAAGUUAAAGACUUGUCACAGCCGCUUGUGGAAUGUGUUAAGAUGGAAAUUCCCAAUUGUUGCAAUUUUAUGUCGUCCUCUAAUUUUGUUCUGCAAAACAGCAACCUGGAGGGCAAUCUUUCGCGUUCUUCGUAUGAAGAACAAUGUACAUACUCUAAAACCGCUCUAGAUAUGGUCUCGGAAAAGUCUUCACUUAUCCUGGGGAAGGCCAUCAUUCAUAUCGACAAUGACAAGACCGUAUAUGAUUGUGUAAAUAAUGUGUCAUAUUCAUUGGCCUCCAACUUUUCGUUACAAAAAAUCACCGCCACAAACUCUAGCAGCAGUAAGACGCUACAUUCGCUGUUGGUUCCCGAACUGCUGAACAUUUACCCCAUCACUUCUGGCCAUUAUUUAAUAUCCUCCAUUUUUCCUACAUGGUUUUCCCAAGUUCAAAGGUGGCUAUUGAUGCUGGAGUUGUUUGAGGAAGGCAAUAUUUUCAAUUCCGUCCCGUUAAAGCCAGAUUUCACCCUAUUUCUUCAAGCUUUAACAGCACCUAUAAAUCCGAAUUCGGGCGAAGAUGUGGAUGAUGAUCUCUCGGUUUCCUGUGGUGCCGGAUCGUUCGAUUAUGAGCGGUUGGAAUUACUGGGCGAUUCGAUCCUAAAGUUUGCCGUCUCUUUGGAUCUUUUUCUCGAAUCCUCCACACAUUUUCCUGGCCUUCCCUCAGAGGCAGACUUGACUAGAAAAAGAAGCGAACUCAUUUGCAAUGCAAAUCUUUUCUCGCUUGGAAUUUCGUUGCUUUCUUUACACAAAUAUGCAAAUAUUGCGGGCUUCUCGACGGUGAAAGCCUUUUUUCCUCCCCAUAUUUGCACGCUGAUUGAAGCUCUGAUUAAAAAAGACCCUUCGUUUUCAUGUAUUGUCCCCAUCCGGCCUGUCUUUGACGAGUGUGUUUCUUGGCUUGAUUUAUCUUUACACGAUGAGAAUUCCAGGAAAAAAGAUUUCUCGCCUGUUGAUGAAAUGCAGUUGGAUAGCCUUUGCCUUGAUGACUUGCAUGCACUUUAUUCUACCACCGCUCUUCGUCAGCUGGGUGUAAGAUACUCAAACAAAGCCAUCUCAGACAUGAUAGAGUCUCUUAUUGGGGCAUUUUAUCUGUCUACGGGACUUUCAAAUACAUUUUCUUUUUUACAAAAGCUAGGAUUGGUUCAAAUUAUCGGUUCUAACCUUACUCCCGAUCAUAUGAAAGGCUACAUCAAUAUGAAUUUGAAUAACAUGGCAGAGCCGGCUGGUCUUUCUUUGUUUGAGAAAACAGAGGCCCGUCUAUUUGAUAAAAUCAAUUGCAUUAACCAGAUUUUUUCGUCUCCAGAGCUUUCGGCUUUGAUUUACGUCUUUGAUGACAAGCAUGGGUUUCGAUGUUCUUUUUCCAAUACUCUCGAUAGAAUAUCAACGAGCUUGAACUAUCAAUUUAAGGAUCCCAGGUUGGCUCUUCUUGCAACGGUACAUCCGUCUCUUUCAGCUGCCUUUAAUUUUGAAAGACUGGAAUUCCUUGGAGAUGCCGUUUUGGAUUUUGUUGUCACCAAAUAUUUUUAUGAGAAAUAUCCAAACCUCAGGCCAAAUGAGCUGACUCUUUUGAGAUCCUCUUCCGUUGAUAACGAGUCUUUUUCCAGAAUGCUCUGUUUGCUACAGCUGCAUGAUGUCUUUUUUAAUACCCAAAAAAAUAACCUGCUUGCCGAGUCUGUAAAGGCAUAUGUGGACUAUCUGCAUUCAAAUGAUAAAGCAUUCAUUGAUGACUACCGAACCUUCACUGGUGAUCAAAUUUCAAAGCCCACAUCCCAUGAUUGCUCGGCGAUCUUUUCUGCACCAAAGAUCUUGUGCGAUCUCUUCGAAAGCAUUGCGGGCGCAAUUUUUCUCGACUUGGGAUGCGAUCUUGAUGGCUUCUGGAAUAUUUACAAGCAUAUCAUUUCAUUCUAUUUGGAUAGAAAUUCAAAGCACAAGCAACUGGGUCUGAAUCCAGUAAAGGAUUUGAUGGAGAGUGUUUUGAAGCUGGGAAUACUGCCAGGCGAGCUAAUCUUUGAAUUCCAACAUGAGCAUUCGUUAGAAAAUGUGAUGCAUCGAUGUAUCAUCAAACUACGGGGAAAGGUUCUUGCCAACGUGCUUGCAACUGGUCGCACAUGGGCUAAGCGUACAGCGGCAUCUAAAGCAUUGGAGUAUAUUGUCAAAGGCGGCUAUAAGGAGGUGCUGCUCAAUUAG
Mitosporidium daphniae is the source of this 5286-nucleotide messenger RNA. RefSeq names its product Dicer 2-like protein. The record is from RefSeq and is a predicted model, not a curated record. The coding region runs from base 1 to 5286 and encodes 1761 amino acids. The transcript has a single exon. Gene Ontology annotation, molecular function: protein binding; RNA binding; ribonuclease III activity. Lineage: Eukaryota; Fungi; Microsporidia. Gene Ontology annotation, biological process: RNA processing.